This is a messenger RNA of Miscanthus lutarioriparius, 1113 nucleotides long. The record is from the annotation of a GenBank genome assembly. NCBI's taxonomy places the organism in Eukaryota, Viridiplantae, Streptophyta, Magnoliopsida, Poales, Poaceae.
AUGGCCGAGGACCGGCAGGUGAAAGUGAAACUCACCAUGCUGAUGCUACUGCUAGCAUUGUGUCUGCUGUCUCAUGGUGUAAGGAAUGUCUGUUGCUCCACCGUCCCUGAGAAUAGCACGGACAUGCUCGCCUUGAUUGAUUUCAAGGCAGUCACCACAGAUCCUUUAGGAUCCUUGAGCUCGUGGAACACUAGCAUCCACUACUGCAACUGGAGUGGUGUCACAUGUAACCAGAAGAACCACGGGCGAGUAACGGCACUCAAACUUUACAACCAAGGCCUGUCAGGCCCGAUUUCCCCAUCUGUUGGAUUCCUAACAUUCCUUCAUACACUAGACCUGUCUACCAAUCAGUUCUCUGGCCAAAUACCACAUCUCAACAAUCUCCAGAAGAUGCAAAUCCUUAAUCUGAGCUACAACUCAUUUGAUGGGGUUAUUCCAGACACGCUCACAAAUUGUUCCAACCUCAAGGAGUUGCGUCUCUACCAUAACUUACUCAAUGGUGCAAUUCCUCGGGAAAUAGGUCUCCUUAAGAAUCUAGUCUAUUUUGCCCUUAAUAACAAUAAUCUUACAGGGACUAUCCCGCCAAGCCUUGGUAACAUCACCCAUAUAAAAGAGUUUUUUCUUCAAGAAAAUCAACUUGAAGGAACAAUUCCUGAUGAACUUGGCCACUUUUCAAAUAUUUCGAUGCUGGGCCUUGGGACAAAUAGGCUAUCAGGUACUAUCCCUGUUAGCCUAUUUAAUUUGUCCUUACUUCAAGGACUACAUUUGCGUGCAAAUCAACUAAGCGGGAGCCUACCAAGCAAUAUGGGUGAUCGUCUCUCCAAUUUAGAAAGGCUAUACUUGGGCCAGAAUUGGCUGGAAGGUCACAUACCAGAUUCCUUAGGUAAUGCUUCAAUGCUACAAGACAUAGGUCUACAGUCUAACGACUUCACUGGUCAGAUCCCUAGCUCCUUCGGGAAGCUUUCAAGUUUAAUUAGACUAGACCUUGGUUUGAACAUGCUUGAAGCAAAAGAUAGUGAAAGCUGGGAAUUCUUACAUGCGCUAGAAAACUGCAGUGCUCUACAAGUGCUAGCACUAUCAAACAAUCAGAUGCAGGGGGUCAUACCAAAUUAA